AGCUGUAGCGAUCUCGUUCUACACCUCGCGCUUUUACACCUACACUUGCAUUCGUUUCAUAACCAACCAUUUGUAAUGUUGUUUGUUGACAAAAAGCAGAUAAAGUCGUAGUGGAAAUAAAAAUGGAUAAGAUUAAGAACAAAAAACAGGAAAUAAGUAAAAAAGACCACCCAAUGAGAAAUGAUCUUAAACUCGACGUUGAAAUGCAUCGACUCAAGAUACCAAAUAUUUUUCCAAUCCACAAGAUAUUUUAUUCCAUCGACAGCAGAGACAGAGAACAAAAAGUUUUACUACUCCUUGGCAAUCGGUAUCGGACCUCGAGCGUGUAUAGGACAGAGAUUGGCCCUAUUAAUUGUAAAAAUGAUGCUAAUUGCGAUUUUCUCAAAUUACACUUUGUCUUAUGGAUCAAAUAAACAUUCAGAUGACAAUAGCACUAUUCACGUAUUCACGUAUGCGGUUGACGGUCUGUAUGUACAAUUUAAAAAAAUUAGACAUUUAUUGAACUAACAUAAUAUAUGUUACUUAAUCUUAUUUAUCCGAUUUAUCUCUCAAAUAAUGUUUAAAAAAAUUAGGCGCGGGCAGAAAAAUGUAAAAAACGCACAAAAUAUUACCCCAAGAUUGUAUGUUUACAAAUGUGUAACAGAAUAUAUAUCUUUAAAUAGUAAAA
Wasmannia auropunctata (little fire ant) is the source of this 667-nucleotide messenger RNA. RefSeq lists its product as uncharacterized. Lineage: Eukaryota; Metazoa; Arthropoda; Insecta; Hymenoptera; Formicidae. The transcript has 3 exons. Bases 181 to 507 code for a protein of 108 amino acids. Gene Ontology annotation, molecular function: iron ion binding; oxidoreductase activity, acting on paired donors, with incorporation or reduction of molecular oxygen; monooxygenase activity. The record is from RefSeq and is a predicted model, not a curated record.